ACGGCGAACGCGAGCAAGUUCUUUGGUGUCUGGUUGCCGUUGAUGAACAAACCUUGAUAUUUCCGUCUUUUCUAACGCUAAAAAACGUCAGUACUGGUCACAAUGGCACAGUCAUCGAGGGGGAAAGAGAUGUCUGAUGACAUGGAUGAUGAUUACUGGAAUGAAAAACCUGGAAAAAGAAGAAAUUUCUUUGACGAUAAGCCAUCAUCUCCUCCGCCUGAUUCUACUGAUUCAGGCAAGAAGGAAACCCGCUGUUUUGAGCAGUCAUUGAAAGAUGCCGGCUUGGACAUCGAUAAUGAGCCAACAGAUUUCAUAAGCAUGGACGGAGGAGUGCCAAGAUUCUCAAAGGAUGCUGGAAGAACGCAAUCUGGCAGCUUCAGUAGUGGAUCAGCGACGGGCCGUCCACACUCCCUUCAAUCUGCCCGUGGCACGUCGUUGACACCCCAACCCUCUGCAGGUUCCAACUCCGUACCUGUAGAGCUGAAGACUUCACGGAGCAGCAGCGAGGUGAUGGAGGGGAGCGGAAAGAGUUCCAGUGCCACGUCAUCGACCACCAGUAGCCCAGCGGCGACCGGUCCGGGAACAGAGGGAUUGUAUGUUCAUCGCAGAUCAGCAAGUGCAUCUCUAGGAGAUAAGAAGAAUACAUCACAAUCGUCAUCUCCUGGCUCCUCACAUGGAAGUCACCAUGGUAGCUCUGCAUCGAUUGAAGAAACCACCAAGAAAGAUACCAGACCAUCCAUGACAGAGGUUGCUAAACUUCAAGCAGAGAUUCAUGCCUUACAUAGAAAAAUAAAGAGUCUUGAAAAAUCCCGCUGGUCUGCUCUUCCCGUAGCGGAUACUGUCAGUCGAAUCAUCACCGGUGAGAGGUAUUCGCUUGAACCCUACAAGUCACUAAAAGACAAGAUGACUCUCUUAGAUGCUGCUAUUGGUUUCCAUGAUGGAAAUGCUAUCAUUGCGAUAGUAAUGUUUUUGAAGAAAACGCUCAGCAAAACUUUAUUUCACAAGGAGCUGAGUAAGAGACCAGAGGCUGUCAACCAAUACAUAUCAUUCCUAAAAUCUUACCAGUCUAAGGAGGAGUCCGUUGCAGCUGAAUUAGGAGCACUAGGAAGAGUUGAAGAAGCUGCAUUGUGGAGGUAUAAACUAGCCAGCCAGACUGAACUCCCGCAGCAAAGGCUCACUAGAAUAAUGGACUGCAAUUCGAUGUACUUCCAGCGCAAAGAAUCUUUAGCCACCGAAAAUGAAAUAAUCAAAGAACAAGUUUUGCUUCUCAAUAAGCAACUGCAGAUUGAGCCUAGAGAUCAGAGGUAUCAGAUGGAAGGAAGGUUUCCAUUCCGAGAGCUCCCUAGGAAGACGUCUUUAUACUUUCAGCCAGUCAUCACAACUCUCUUCUACUGUUGCCUCUACCAUUACGCUAGUCAGGAGUCUGACAUGAGCAAUCCACAAACUCUGAAGAGAGAAUUCAACCUUUCAGAUAAACAGUUCCUAUUCCAAGCACUGCUGGCCAGGGCAAGACUCAAGGAUUGGACCCAGGUAGAAGCCCUAUUAACUUCCAAAAACUGGUUAGGUAAAGCUAAAAUGAAGGCAGCAGUCACUUUCAGUCAAGUUGUUUAUAUCCUUGUAACAGUCAAAGCGCCAACAGAGAUCAUUGCCAAAUAUAUGAUGCUGAUUGAAGACAAAGAGUCACGAAUUGCCAUGGCAACCAAGUUCAAGAUUCAUGUAGUAGUGAUAGACACUCUUGCCCAGCUCAAGGACCGUCAGCGUCUACUUGCAUACAGACCGCAGUGUAUCAACACACCAGCGGAUACGCACUUUGAAAUUGUCCUAAGGAAUACAGAUCACAAAUGGAAGAAUUGAACUUGGAGUUGAUGUGUAGUCAUUUCCAAUAAAAUGAUCUCUUUUCUGUGAAAGGAAAUUUGAUUUUAAAAGCGGAAGUAUGCUGCAUAACUAGUCAGAAGGUUUUAUGUAAAAGUACUUUUCAUAAUGAAAAAUCAAAUGUCUCAAAUUUAUAUGGGAUCAAGAUGGUACAUACAUGAAAUGAAAUAUUACCAGUCUCUAGUUUUUCCACACACUGAGGAGAUUGAACACACCAAAGAUGUAUUCUUAUAAUUUAGAAUAUAAACAGAAAAAUUUGCAAUAGUGCUAUUGUGGUUGGUGGUAAUUAAAGCCCAACUACUAAGAAAGCAUGAAUGCUCGUUUGUAAGCAAACAGAGAAUUGACAGUUUAAGGUCCUUUCCAAGGGACAUGGUUAUGAGCAUAAAUGCCCGACCAAAAGAUACUUCAUUGUUUAAAUGUGGACCUGGAAUUUUUUAUCACAGAUAUCUGCAAUAUCGAUAUUUAGUACAUUCCGCCCAAUUUCUGAUUAUAUCCAGACUUUGUAAGUUCUCAUUUUUUUAGUGGGAACCUAGUAUUCACAAUAUUAUAUUAAUCUGUUAUUAAUGAGUGGAUGACUUACCAGUCUGUAAUAGUUAACCGUUGAUAUAUCUGACAAGCCUCAGGUAAGCAUUAUGGUUCUCAAGGAUAACCUUGAUUUGAACAGUAUAUGCAUAGAAUUCGGGUAUAUUAAAUGGUUAUUAACAUAUAAUUUUAUGGUAUGAAAUUGGGUAUUUAAUGACUAUACUCAUAAUAUACAUGUUUAUCAGUACAAGAGUGUCUUAAUUUCUGUAUGAUGAAAAAAGGUGCAGCCAGUUGAGUUUUAUAUAAACUUGUAUGAACAUCUAAGCAAGCCGACGGACGAAUAAAUUAUCAGGGGUUUUCUUUACACUGCUUCAGAAAAAAUUCGAUAUUUUUACUUGAUAAACGAAAGUUGCAUCUUCUAAAGCAAAGUUAGAUAAAUAUUGCCAGUUCCACGGAAUUGUGUUGAUGCUUGAGGUAAUCCCUUUUCCGUUGUUUUAAAAAAGUAUUUGUCGGGCGGUAAGAUCGUGCCAAGUAGCAUAGCAAAAUGUGAUCAGAUGUUUGAUUAAAGUAAAACAAGAUUACAGUAGGACUAAACAUCUAAGCCGGCCGACGUGAUGGGUCAAUGGGUCUUUGUCUUCAUUUGGGUGUAUAUAAGAAAUAAAAAAUGUGUAAGUAGCCACUAGUUUUAGAAUAUUCUUCGCCUGGUUAUGUUACAUCUCGAUCGUGAAUAGGCAGAAAUCUCAAGGUAGAUCAAAUAGGUCUGAGGUUUGGAAGCAUUUUUGGAUAGAUGCGCAAGAUGACAGUAAAGCUAUCUGUAUACACUGUCAGCGCUCAUUUUCUAGAGGAAAGACAAAAGCAAACUACACCACCACAAACCUGACACGGCACUUACAAUCUUGUUUGCAAUGUCCACGGCCAGGCGAUCAAAAUGAAGGGUCGACAUCAGCUGCAUCAUCAUCAUCAUCUUCAUCACCAACUUCGACCGUGAUGCUGAACCGACAAACCUCAGUGGUUUUGUUUCUAGUUCCAAAUAGAGCAGGAUAUGGGCGGAACCAUCCAUGGCAAUUGACCUCCGACCAUUCAGCAUGGUUGCGACAACAAAGGAUUUCGGGAACUUCUCCACACUCUAGAUCCCCGAUAUCAUAUACCAUCUCGACCCGUCUUUUCCGAGAACAUCAUCCCGAAUCUUUACAGAGGUGAAACAAGGUUUUAUCAUAAUUUUAAAAAUCAUUUGAGCUCAAACAGAAGUUAUGUGGAAAAAUAACAACUUUUUUGUUGCAUGAAAAUAAUGAUUUUCUUUCA
This is a messenger RNA of Lytechinus variegatus (green sea urchin), 3696 nucleotides long. It is a transcript of the gene vipas39, whose product is annotated as spermatogenesis-defective protein 39 homolog. Gene Ontology annotation, cellular component: cytoplasm. The transcript has 16 exons. Lineage: Eukaryota; Metazoa; Echinodermata; Echinoidea; Temnopleuroida; Toxopneustidae. The coding region runs from base 103 to 1854 and encodes 583 amino acids. The record is from RefSeq and is a predicted model, not a curated record. Gene Ontology annotation, biological process: vacuolar transport; intracellular protein transport.